Microdochium trichocladiopsis is the source of this 981-nucleotide messenger RNA. RefSeq lists its product as uncharacterized. The coding region runs from base 101 to 700 and encodes 199 amino acids. The transcript has 2 exons. The record is from RefSeq and is a predicted model, not a curated record. Lineage: Eukaryota; Fungi; Ascomycota; Sordariomycetes; Xylariales; Microdochiaceae.
GGGGGCGCAUUGUAAGUUCUUUCUUUCCGCAGCCUCAGCUUGUCUCUGUUGGUGAUUCAACAUUCCUUCUGUAUUGUUGCCAUGUGGUCUUGUUCCGGACAUGCUUUCACGCGUUCCUCACACCACGGUCAUGAUGAUAAUGAUGUCCACCUUCUUGUUGCGAGAUUUCACGAAGGCAACCACAACCUCUGCUCCCCCCUGCUGCUCUCUGAAAUGUAACUCCAUAGGGACAACUAGACAAACCAUGGAGAGAAACAGGCACGCUAACCCAUGGUAUGAUCCGCAGGGGCACCCCUCCAGUAGUAGUGUGCUUGCCACAGCCCACCCUCAACCCGAACAACAGCAUGAUGACGACGAUGACGACGAUGAUGCCUCCACCACCACCAAACCCCUUCAACAUGGCCGCCGCCGCCGCUGCCGCCGGCUCUGGCGCGCCAUUCCUCCUGGCCAAUCCGCCCAUGGUCGGCCCUUCGAUCCCUACGCCGCCGCCAGGAAUGGCAUCGUGGUGCCACCCCAAGGAAUCGCCCUUCUUCGCCGGCGCCCAGGGAUCGCUGCUCAACCCGCCGGCACACAUCACGCAGUGGCCCCAGUACCAGCACCAGCAGGGCACGGUGGCAACGAGGGUGAUUUGCUGCGCGCCGCCGCCGCCGCCGCCGUACUAUUACUACCGGUAUCAAUGACAAGAACGUACACCCCUUAGUUGUUACGGGCAAAAAAGAAAUGUACUAGUCUGGAAGGGAGAUUGACCGUGCCUAGACGGAGGGGGCCAGCAGGAAAGCUGACCCAGCGAGACAAAAGCGAGACAAAAGCGCGGAGAACACAGGCAGCACACAAACAGCAAGAGGGCAAAUGACAAGACGGGCUCCAUAGAGGGAUGUCAUGGGCAGGAAGGCUGGCAAUCCCACACACUCACACACACACACGCAGACACACCCCACACCCCCGCAUCAGUCUCUCUCUCGCUCUCUCCCUCGCUCUCGG